AGUACUGAACAUUGUACAUGAUACUGUGAGAAAAGUCAAGUCCAGCAUUGGUUUAAUUUUCAGUCAAACAUUAAGUUAUUAAUCUUUCAAUGUCACGUAAAGACAAAGUAUGUUAACAUAAAAUAGGGGGGGGGGCAAUGAAAGGGUCGUGUCUGACUUGCAUGGUAAUGUACAUAUUAGACAUCCAUUAAUUUACACUGGUUUAUGAUAACGUAUUUAAGUCAGUAUGUAACUACUACAAAAAUAGUGAGGCAUGUGUGGCUCUGCAGUUGUACAGUUAACUUGGGGUGAUGUGGAAAUACAGUGGAUUAAUUGUCUGACUUUGUAAAGGUUAUAAAAAACCUGAACAAUGAUAUUCUGUCAAAUUUAUUCUUCAUAUUUUUGUAUGUCCUUUUGUCAAUAUUGAGUAAUGUAAGGGUUUUUAUCUCACACUGGGGACAGGCAGAAACUGAUACCCCACUUUCAGAGAAGACAAGCCAUGCUUGUUUCUUUUCGUUGCUCAAGCUUACUGAGUAUCUAAACAAUGAACAAAGCUGUCAUUCUCCAAACAGUGCCUGCCCUUUUCAGACCGACCAGAAACGACAUCCAGGAGGCGGAUCUGGACUGCGAACAGGUCAACGCUCAACAGUAUUGCAGGCUUGAUCAUUUGUGAAGAGUGGUGCUGCGGGCCUAUCCCACCAGUUCUGCCCACUUUUGGAGCCCCACCCCCUUCACCUUUAACUGUCCGCAACUGCCCAGCUGGCAGCCUGGAGGUUCCAUUGCUUUCAGCACCAGUUCUCGUUCUAGAGAGUUUUCAGCUGCACUUUUAAAAUGGCUGUGCUGCACUCAAGGAUGGGGGUGAAAGCAGCUCUACCCAAGUAUGAGCUCUACUGUUACUAUGUCGUGCUGUCCAUGGCCAUGCUCUGGGCUGCCAGCUGGAUUUUGGAGGUGUCCAGCUCAAAUGCAAACCGCAAGUCCUUCAAGUCCAACAUCCAGCCGGGAUGGUACUAUUUCAGCAGGAAAAUGGACACGGCUGAUUUGGAGUGGAUGAUGUGGUUCUCCACGUUCCGCGAGCACAUCGUCUUCGCUCUGUCUGGUCAUGUCAUAUUUGCCAAAAUUUGCUCCAUGCUGGCUCCACAGUAUCGCUCACUGGUCUACAUGGUGUAUGGUCUGCUGGCUGUACUGACCAGUAUGGGCUGGACAUACGUCACCCUCAUCCUCUCCCACUGCGUGCUGCUCUACAGCAUCUCUCUGGUCAAACUCCGUUGGCUCUGCUUCGCUGCUGGACUCACCACGCUAGCCACAUUUAAAAUGGAGCCAUUUGUUUCCUGGCAGGCGGGGUUUGUGACCGGCUCCUUCGAGCUCCGUCCUGUGCUGUUCUACGGGGGCUGUGGCUUCACCAUCAUGCGCUGUAUGAGCUUCGCUCUGGAGAAUUGUGAGAAGAAAGAGGGCAGCUACAGCAUCCUAGAGCUUCUCAAGUACAACUUCUACCUCCCUUUCUUCUACUUCGGACCUGUCAUGACUUUUGAUAAAUUCUACAAACAGGCCAAUAAUCCUGACCUGAACAGAAAAGAGAGAGAGAUGUGGAACAUUUUCAUCCAGGCCUUGUUGCACCUGGGGGUGAUCAUUAUUGUUGCUUUGAUCUUUCACUUCAUGUACAUUCUGACCAUUCCCAAUGACAUGAAGCUGCUGAAACACCUCUCAGACUGGGCCAUUGCUGGUUUGGCCUACUUGAAUCUGGUGUAUGACUGGGUAAAAGCAGCCGUGCUGUUUGGGGUGAUAAACACAAUUUCUCGUCUGGACCAUCUGGAUCCCCCUAAACCUCCCAAAUGCAUCACAAUGCUUUAUGUCUUCUCUGAGACACACUUUGACAGAGGAAUCAAUGACUGGCUCUGCAAAUAUGUGUAUAACUACCUUGGUGGGAAACAUGAGAAUGUAUUGGACGAGCUGAUUGCCUCUCUUUGCACUUUCGGAGUCACUGCUCUGUGGCUGGGGCCCGGCUGGGUGGUUCUCAUAUGGGCUUUCUUGAACUGCUUUGGGCUGAACUUUGAGUUAUGGACGGCCAUGUUUUUCAAGAUGGAGCCUUUUGUUUCAAUUGAGAUGGCGAUGUCUGAAUCCAUGUCCCGCAGGAUUAGAGCCGUGUUCAAUACCUUCAACUUCUGGUGUAUUGUCCUCUACAACAUCCUGGCCCUCAACAGUCUUGACUUUGCUAAACUUGUUGCCAAAAGAAUGCUGCUGAAAGGUUUCCCUCUGUCCACUAUUACUGUGAUGUUUGUGACCUACUGCUUGGUGCAGAUAAUUAAAGAGAAAGAAAGAAGGCAGGCUCUGAUUGAUGACCCGGAUCCAAUCCCACCUCCUGCCCCCGUCCCCCCACCUACCACCACUAUUGCCUCCACCCUGGCUGCCCAGAUGGAUGCCUCAGCCCCUCAGCCCAUGGACCCCAAUAAGGAAAAGGCAGAGUAGGGGGAUGUUUUUGCAAAAGAUCAAAUAUUUUAGUCAAAAUUUACCAGAAAAUGUUUUAAAAGGAAACAUCAGUGUUUUUACACUUUCCACACAUAUUGCCAUCUUUCUGAGAUUUUACAUGAUCAGUGAUAAUCUAAGUCUAAUGUAUGUUAUAUAGAAAAAAGUACAACGGUACAAUUUACACACAAUGUAGACAAACCUAAAUUUACUGCAAUAGCACAAAUCAUUUGAAUUUUCAUUAUCUGUAAAUUUCCUCUUAUUUUGCUUUAACACAGGGUGAAAUAAAAGA
This is a messenger RNA of Pygocentrus nattereri (red-bellied piranha), 2731 nucleotides long. It is a transcript of the gene hhatlb, whose product is annotated as hedgehog acyltransferase like, b. The record is from RefSeq and is a predicted model, not a curated record. The transcript has 15 exons. Lineage: Eukaryota; Metazoa; Chordata; Actinopteri; Characiformes; Serrasalmidae. Bases 811 to 2442 code for a protein of 543 amino acids. Gene Ontology annotation, molecular function: acyltransferase activity. Gene Ontology annotation, biological process: negative regulation of N-terminal protein palmitoylation. Gene Ontology annotation, cellular component: endoplasmic reticulum.